GGCUUCGCUGCUCUGUCCUGCUGUUGGUGCACCAGCUUCACCUGCUUCCCCUUCGCUGAUGUCGUUUUUCGGUCUUGCUUGUGCGGUUCGACCGAGGGGCGGCUGUGUAUUCUUUACCAGGAACCUUAGGUAAACUGCUGAGACAUGCUACAAUUCCUAAAGCUGCCUUUAAUAAUCAAAGCCGAAAUCAAUCUGGUUUUGGUGGCAGUUACUGUGGCAGGACUGGUCACACGGCUGUGGGGCAUAAGCUAUCCCAAGUCUGUAGUGUUUGAUGAAGUCUAUUAUGGGCAAUUUGUGUCUCUCUACAUGAAGCAGAUGUUUUUCAUUGAUGACAGUGGGCCACCAUUGGGUCAUAUGUUGAAUGCUUUUGGGGCAUACAUUGGAGGAUUUGAUGGAAAUUUUGUUUGGAACCGAAUCGGAGCAGAGUACGCGAACAAUGUUCCCAUUUGGAGUAUGCGUUUCUUCCCGGCCCUCUCAGGUGCUCUCCUAAUUCCAGUGGCCUAUCAGAUCCUUGUGGAGCUCCAAUUCUCACAUGUCAGUGCCCUUGGAGCUGCACUCCUCUUGUUAAUGGAGAAUGCGCUGAUUUGCCAAUCACGGUUCAUGCUGCUGGAGUCCGUGCUCACAUUUUUUCUCUUUCUGGCUGUUCUUUCCUAUCUAAAGUUCAACAAUGUACAGAAAAGUGGUGGUGCUUUCUCUACGAGUUGGUGGUCAUGGCUUCUACUGACUGGCUUGGCCUGUACUUGUGCUGUGGGUGUCAAAUACAUGGGCUUGUUCACCUAUGUGCUUCUGCUGGGCAUUGCAGGGACACACACUUGGCAGAUCAUUGGCAACCGUGCCAUUGGGCAUGUUACAGUGUUGUGCCAUGUUUUGGCCAGGAUUUUUGCUUUGCUUCUAUUGCCUGCUCUGCUUUAUGUGGGAUUCUUCUAUGCUCAUCUUCACUUGUUGUACCGCUCAGGACCUCAUGACCAGAUAAUGACAAGUGCAUUUCAAGCAAGUUUAGAGGGUGGUUUGGCCAGGAUCACUCAAGGACAGCCUCUGGAGGUGGCGUACGGCUCACAGAUCACCAUGCGUAAUGUCUUGGGAAAGCCCAUGCCCUGCUGGCUACACUCUCACAAGAGCAACUAUCCCAUCAGGUAUGACAAUGGCAGAGGAAGCUCUCACCAGCAACAGGUCACGUGUUACCCAUUUAAGGAUGUUAAUAAUUGGUGGAUUGUGAAGGACCCAACAAGGCAGGAUCUUGUAGUUAGUAACCCACCCCGAUCUGUGCGCCAUGGAGAUCUCAUUCAGCUAGUUCAUGGCAUGACAUCGCGAUUCCUGAACACGCAUGAUGUUGCAGCUCCCAUGAGUCCUCACUCACAAGAAGUGUCCUGUUACAUUGACUAUAACAUUUCCAUGCCAGCACAGAACCUAUGGAGAGUGGAAAUUGUGAACAGGGAAACGGAGCAUGGAGUAUGGAAAGCAAUUCUGUCCAAUGUUCGGCUAAUACAUGUGAACACCUCUGCCGUUUUGAAGUUGAGUGGAGCUUCUUUGCCAGACUGGGGUUUCCGCCAGCUAGAGACUGUUGCAGAUAAAGUGUCGAAAGGGUACCACCAGAGCAUGGAGUGGAAUGUCGAGGAGCACAGAUAUGGAAAAAGCCACGAGCAGAAGGACAGAGAAGCUGAACUGCACCUACCAACACAAAUGGAUACAAGCAAAAAUCUGAGUUUUCUGGCAAAAUUCUCAGAACUGCAGUGGAAAAUGUUGACCUUUAAAAAUGAAGAGACAGAGCACAAAUAUAGCUCCUCCCCCUUGGACUGGAUCACCAUGGAUACCAACGUCGCCUACUGGCUCCACCCCUCUAGCAAUGCCCAAAUACAUUUGAUUGGGAAUAUAGUGACCUGGUCUUCAGCUAAUCUUGCUUUAUGCAUCUAUGUGAUCUUAUUUCUUUGGUAUUCAGUGAGACGCCGCCGUAAAAUCAAAGAUAUUCCAGAAGAUUCUUGGACACAGUGGGUCCAGGCCGGCGUGAUCUGUGCUGGAGGUUGGGCGAUUAAUUACUUACCUUUCUUCACCAUGGAGAAAACCCUCUUCCUCUAUCACUAUCUGCCAGCGCUGACCUUCAAAAUCCUGCUCUUUCCCAUCAUGCUCCAGCAUACCUACGACCAUGUCAUCAGCCUUCCAGCAUACAGACAUGGAUUUGGUGCCCUUGUCCUGGCUUGGUUUUCAUCAGUCUAUAUGGUAUAUGUCACAUUCAGUCCUCUGACGUAUGGACAGCCAUCCCUAUCUGCAGCAGAACUUGGAGCAUUACGUUGGAAGGACAGCUGGGAUAUUCUUAUUCGAAAAAGCUAAGGGCAUGAAGUGCCUUUAAAGCAAUGUUUUCACAAGGUGCCCUGACUGGAUGUGAAAGGAGAGCUGGGUGAUCAGUCUGAUGGCCAUAAUGUUUGCUGUCAAAACAUGACGGUUGGCUGGAUGUCACUUCUGUCAAGUCCAUACACAUGAUGAGUGCAGCUAGGUUCACAAUCAAAGGAAUCAUUCAGAAUUAGCUUAGGCCCAAAAUCCAGAUAAGUUUAAAAGGUUUGGUGAUUUCUAGUCUCUUGAUACCCGUAAAUACUGGAAGAUUAAACUACAUUUUGUUUUACAUUGUUGAGAAGAAAAAAAAAGUUUUACAACAAAAA
Messenger RNA from Erpetoichthys calabaricus (reedfish), 2651 nucleotides. It is a transcript of the gene pomt1, whose product is annotated as protein-O-mannosyltransferase 1. The transcript has 20 exons. Lineage: Eukaryota; Metazoa; Chordata; Cladistia; Polypteriformes; Polypteridae. Gene Ontology annotation, molecular function: dolichyl-phosphate-mannose-protein mannosyltransferase activity. Gene Ontology annotation, biological process: protein O-linked glycosylation via mannose. The record is from RefSeq and is a predicted model, not a curated record. The coding region runs from base 145 to 2325 and encodes 726 amino acids. Gene Ontology annotation, cellular component: endoplasmic reticulum; membrane.